Molecule: messenger RNA, 957 nt
Organism: Cornus florida
Lineage: Eukaryota; Viridiplantae; Streptophyta; Magnoliopsida; Cornales; Cornaceae
Exons: 1
Coding region: 1-957 (318 amino acids)
Source: RefSeq, a predicted model, not a curated record
AUGGAAGAUGUGAUGCAAGCUAUGAGGGGAAAAGGCUUCGCUACCACCAUAGAUGACCUUGUUCAAAAAACAAAUUUUCCAUUUAGCCCGACUAUCAUGAGAUGUCCUUUGCCUAGCAAGUUCAAGAUGCCAACACUUGAAAGCUUUGAUGGGACUCGUGAUCCUCUUGAUCACCCGGAGACUUUCCAGGCACUUAUGCAUCUCGAAGCUGUACCAGACCAGAUAAUGUGUCGGGCCUUGUCUAAUACUCUUAAAGGGUCGGCACGGGUCUGGUUUAAUAAAUUAAAACCAGGCUCGAUCGAGACCUUUGUAGAGCUGAGCAAGGGAUUUGUAAGUCAUUUCAUUGUAGGUCAAAGGCACAGGAGGCCAGCCACUUACCUGCUUACCGUGAAACAACAGAAGGGAGAACCAUUAUGGGAAUAUAUCAAUCGGUUCAACACCGAAAUGCUGCAGGUGGAUGAAGCUGAUGACAAGGUAGCACUCACCGCCUUCAUGGGAGGAUUGCAUACAUCUAGAUUCCUUUUUUCCUUGUCAAAGGAACCUCCAACCAGUAUGGCAAAAUUACUGGUUAGAGCCAGGAAACACAUGAAUGUGGAGGAUGCAAUGAGUGCGCGAAAGGGGAAAGAAGGAGAAGAUAAAAAGGCGGAUAAAAAGAGACCACAGCCUAGUGCCAAGGGUGAGAAGGAGACCAAAUUCAAAAAGUCUUCAAUCAAUCAAAGUGAAAGGACAUCUCGUUACAGGAGCUCAGAUAAGUAUACCAACUACACCCUACUCACUAUGUCUAUAGAUCAGGUUUUAAUGCAGAUUCAAGAUGAUCCCUCCCUGAAGUGGCCAUCGAAGCUGAAAUCUGAUUCCUCAAGAAGGCCUCGAGACAAAUAUUGCAGGUUCCAUAGAGAUCAUGGGCAUAUCACGGAGGAUUGUAUCGACUUAAAAUAUCAGAUUGGGAAUUUGAUUUGA